AUCAAGUGGGUCCCACCUUCCAGACAUCACACGCCGUAUGCAUUCAUAGCUGCAUCCCAACAGGGUCCCUUCCCUUCCCUUCCCUCACUCCCUACUUCACUUCUUAACUAGCCUUACUACCAAAGCUAAAUUAUAGAGAGAGAAAGCUAGUGAGAGAGAGAGAGCAAAGAAAUGAUAGAGGAGGAUGGAGAAUGGGUGGUGGUGCGACGGCCGGCGGAGAAAGACUGGUGGAGGCCGAGUAGUUUGAUAGAGAAUAAUGAUGAUGAUGAAGAUAGGCCAUUGAAAAUUGUGUUCAGUGGGCCAGCUAAGCAUUGGACUGAUGCUAUUCCAAUUGGGAAUGGUCGCUUGGGUGCUAUGGUUUUUGGUGGUGUUGCAUCUGAAACUCUUCGUAUCAACGAGGAUACACUCUGGACUGGGACUCCGGGAAACUAUACUAACCCUAAUGCUCCAGAGGCACUAACACAAGUUAGAAAACUUGUUGGUGAUAGAAAGUAUGCUGAAGCCACUACAGAAGCGGUCAAAUUGUCAGGACUGCCUUCUGAGAUCUACCAAGUACUUGGUGAUAUCAAACUGGAAUUUGACGAUUCCCAUCUCAGCUAUGAUGAGAAAACAUAUCAGAGAGAGCUGGACUUGGACACUGCCACAGCAAGAGUAAAAUACUCUUUAGGUGAUGUGGAAUAUACGAGAGAGCAUUUUGCUUCUAAUCCAAAUCAAGUGGUUGUGACAAAGAUUGCUGCAAGCAAACCAGGGUCUGUAUCAUUUACAGUGCUUUUAGACAGCGAGUUGCAUCAUCAUUCAUAUACAAAAGGUGAAAAUCAGAUUUUUAUUGAAGGAAGUUGUCCUGGUAAAAGGGCCCCACCACAAAUAUAUGCAAGUGAUGGUCCCAAGGGAAUUGAGUUUGCUGCAAUUCUCAAGUUACAGAUUAGUGAGGGAAGAGGAAAGAUACAUGUUUUAGAUGACAGAAAAUUGAAGGUGGAAGGUUCAGAUUGGGCAGUUUUAAGUUUAGUGGCUUCAUCUUCAUUUGAUGGACCAUUCACUAUGCCUUCAGCGUCCAAGAAGGAUCCUACUUCCGCAUGCCUGCAUGCGCUAGAUUUGGUUAAAAAUUUAUCAUAUACUGAUCUAUAUGCACGUCAUUUGGAUGAUUAUCAGACUCUUUUUCAUCGUGUCUCACUACGGCUUUCAAAAAGCUCAAAGAGCAUUUUGGGAAACGGACCUUUGAAUAUGAAGAAAUUUUUGUCCUUUAAAAAUUAUCUAUCCCUUAAUGAGAGCAAAGAUGAUACCAUUUCAACUGCAGAGAGGGUAAAGUCAUUUCGAACUGAUGAAGAUCCAUCAUUAGUGGAGCUCUUAUUCCAGUAUGGUCGAUAUUUGCUUAUUUCUUGUUCAAGGCCUGGAACUCAGGUGGCAAAUCUACAGGGUAUAUGGAGUAAGGAUAAUGCGCCACCAUGGGAUGGCGCUCAACAUCUGAACAUUAAUCUACAAAUGAACUACUGGCCUGCCCUUUCUUGCAAUCUCCAUGAGUGCCACGAACCGUUGUUUGAGUACAUGUCUUCUCUGUCAAUUAAUGGAAGUAUGACAGCAAAAGUGAACUAUGAAGCAAAUGGUUGGGUGGCUCAUCAAGUGUCUGAUCUAUGGGCAAAAACAUCACCAGAUCGAGGUGAAGCUGUAUGGGCUCUGUGGCCAAUGGGUGGAGCCUGGCUUUGUAUACACUUAUGGGAGCAUUAUACUUACACCAUGGACAAAGAUUUUCUAAAAAAUAAGGCAUACCCUUUGUUGGAAGGAUGUGCAACAUUUUUGUUGGACUGGUUGAUAGAAGGACCUGGAGGAUAUCUGGAAACUAAUCCGUCAACUUCACCAGAGCACAUGUUUAUUGCUCCAGAUGGUAAACCUGCUAGUGUUAGCAACUCAACAACUAUGGAUGUGGAAAUCAUACAAGAAGUAUUCUCUGAAAUUGUUUCUGCAGCAGAGGUUCUGGGAAGAAAAGAGGAUGAACUUAUUCAAAAAGUCCGUGAGGCUCAGCCAAGACUUAGACCAAUUAAAAUUGCGAGAGAUGGUUCCAUUAUGGAAUGGGCUCAGGAUUUUGAGGACCCAGAGGUACAUCAUCGACAUGUUUCUCAUCUCUUUGGCCUGUUUCCAGGACAUACGAUAACUGUUGAGAAAACUCCAGACCUCUGUAAAGCUGCUGACUAUACCCUUUAUAAAAGAGGAGAGGAAGGUCCAGGAUGGUCAAGCAUGUGGAAAGCUGCACUGUGGGCACGCCUGCAUAACAGUGAGCACGCAUAUCGGAUGAUCAAGCAUUUGUUUGACCUGGUUGAUCCAGAUCGUGAAAGUGAUUUUGAAGGAGGUCUAUAUAGUAACUUGUUCACUGCACACCCUCCUUUCCAAAUUGAUGCCAACUUUGGUUUUCCAGCAGCAAUAGCAGAAAUGCUGGUCCAGAGCACGUUAAAGGACCUGUACUUGCUCCCUGCUCUUCCUCGGGAUAAAUGGGCGAACGGUUGCGUAAAAGGAUUAAAAGCACGUGGCGGGGUAACAGUCAACAUAUGCUGGAGAGAAGGGGAUCUUCAUGAAGUUGGUCUUUGGUCAAAGACACAUAAUUCUAUUACACGUUUACAUUAUAGAGGAACUAUAGUGAAUCUAACUAUUUCAUCUGGUAAAGUAUACACAUUCAAUCGUGAGUUAAAAUGCAUAAACACAUACACUCUUUCAGAAGCGGCUUCUUGUUGAAUGGUGAGGACAGGUAGACUUUUCAGAAAGAGCAUUACAUGAAUGUUUUCCUAAUAAUUCUGGACAGGAAACUGGUAAUCCUCCAUUUAUCUAUUCUUCAUUCUUUACUCACGUCUUGUCUUACUCUUGUAUUAGUCCUGAUUCCCAGCAAAUAAGCAAUUAGGCUUCAUUGUUUCUAUAGUUGAACAGAAGUUUUUCUAUGUAAACACAAUUCUGUCAGGAAAGAUUUAUGAUUCAGUUGGUCAA
Molecule: messenger RNA, 2967 nt
Organism: Ricinus communis (castor bean)
Lineage: Eukaryota; Viridiplantae; Streptophyta; Magnoliopsida; Malpighiales; Euphorbiaceae
Product: alpha-L-fucosidase 2
Exons: 10
Coding region: 172-2721 (849 amino acids)
Biological process (GO): carbohydrate metabolic process
Molecular function (GO): alpha-L-fucosidase activity
Source: RefSeq, a predicted model, not a curated record